AUGGCGAAUCAUGUCUGGCCGUUCUUCGACCUCGUUGUGCGUACACCCAUGCUCGAGUUGCGGGUGCCAACCGACGCGGAGAUUGAGACGCUGGUGCAAAGCGUCGAUUCGAGCAUCUACGACCGCACCGGCUUCAUGCCGUUUCACAUCGACUGGACCGGCGACCCCAUCGAGAGCAUGAAGUACUUUUGGAGCACGAGGUCGGGCUGGACACCCGACAACUGGACGCUCACGCUCGUGCCGUUCAUCGAUGGCGAGCCGCUGGGCAACCAGGCGUUGCGGGCGAUGGACUUUCCCAUCGUCCGCCGUGUCGAUACGGGCUCAUGGCUUGUGUCAAGCGCGCAGGGACGUGGCAUCGGCACCGAGAUGAGAGCGGCAGCCCUGCAUCUCGCGUUCGCAGGCCUCGACGCGCUCGAGGCGCAGUCCGAAGCCCACGUCGACAACAAAGCGUCCAACGGCGUGUCGCGUGCACUCGGCUACGAGGUCACCCACCGUGCGCAGUCGCGAUUCGGCAGUGAACGGGGCGAGGUCUACAACCUGAUGUUGCGUCGCGAGAUGUGGGAAGAACGGCGCCGCGACGACAUCGAGAUCAUCGGCCUCGACGCCUGCCUGCCACUGUUCAAAUCAGCUGACUAG
This is a messenger RNA of Nerophis lumbriciformis (worm pipefish), 636 nucleotides long. NCBI's taxonomy places the organism in Eukaryota, Metazoa, Chordata, Actinopteri, Syngnathiformes, Syngnathidae. The record is from RefSeq and is a predicted model, not a curated record.